GCGCCCGGGGGGGGCGGCUGCGGGCGGCGGCGGCGCGAUGGCGGCGGCGGCCGUGUCGGAGGCCUGGCCGGAGCUGGAGCUGGCGGAGCGGGAGCGGCGGCGGGAGCUGUUGCUGACGGGGCCCGGGCUGGAGGAGCGGGUGCGGGCGGCCGGUGGGCGGCUGCCGCCGCGGCUCUUCACCCUGCCGCUGCUGCACUACCUGGAGGUGAGCGGCUGCGGGAGCCUGCGCGCGCCGGGGCCGGGCCUGGCGCAGGGCCUGCCGCAGCUGCACAGCCUCGUGCUCCGGUGCAACGCGCUGGGCCCCGGCCUGAGCCCCGAGCUCGGGCCGCUGCCCGCCCUGCGGGUGCUCGACCUGUCGGGCAACGCGCUGGAGGCGCUGCCGCCGGGCCAGGGCCUGGGCCCCGCCGAGCCGCCGGGCCUCCCGCAGCUGCAGAGCCUCAACCUCAGCGGCAACCGGCUGCGCGAGCUGCCCGCCGACCUGGCGCGCUGCGCCCCACGCCUGCAGAGCCUCAACCUCACCGGCAAUUGCCUGGACUCCUUCCCCGCCGCGUUCUUCAGCCCCGGCGCGCUGCCCCUGCUCAGCGAACUGGCGGCUGCUGACAACUGCCUCCGAGAACUCAGCCCCGACAUCGCCCACCUGGCCUCGCUCAAGACGCUGGACCUCUCCAAUAACCAGUUAAGCGAAAUCCCAGCCGAGCUGGCCGACUGCCCCAAGCUCAAAGAGAUCAACUUCCGGGGGAACAAGCUGCGGGACAAGCGGCUGGAGAAGAUGCUGGGCGGCUGCCAGACCCGGUCCAUCCUGGAGUACCUGCGCGCUGGCGGCCGGGGCUGCGGGAAAGGCCGGGGCCGGGACGGGGCCGAGAAGGACGAGAGCCGCAGGAAGAGGCGAGAGAGGAAGCCCAGGCGGGACGGCGGCGAGGGGGCCGAGCAGGAGGCGGGAGACGUGAGCCGGCUGCUGCUCAGGGUCCUGCACGUCUCAGAAAACCCGGCGCCCCUGGUGGUCAGGGUGAGCCCCGAGGUCAGGGACGUGCGGCCCUACAUCGUGGGGGCCGUCGUGCGGGGCAUGGACCUGCAGCCCGGAAACGCUCUCAAGCGGUUCCUCGCCGCACAGACCAAGCUCCACGAAGAUCUGUGUGAGAAGCGGACAGCAGCCACCAUGGCAACCCACGACCUCCACGCGGUCAGAGGGCCCCUGCUGUACGGAGCCCGGCCUCCGCAGGACCUCAAGAUCGUCCCCUUGGGGCGGAGAGAAGCCAAGGCCAAGGAGCUGGUGCGGCAGCUGCAGCUGGAGGCGGAGGAGCAGCGGAAGCAGAAGAGGAGGCAGAGCGUCUCGGGCCUGCACAGGUAUCUUCACUUGCUGGAUGGAAAAGAAAACUAUCCUUGCCUUGUGGACACGGAGGGCGACGUGAUUUCUUUCCCACCAAUAACAAACAGCGAGAAGACAAAGAUUAAGAAAACAACUUCUGAUUUGUUUCUGGAAGUGACAAGUGCUACGAGUCUCCAGAUCUGCAAAGAUGUCAUGGAUGCCCUCAUCCUGAAAAUGGCAGAAAUGAACAAAUUUACUUUAGAAAAUAAAGAGGAAGGAUCACUCUCAGAUACUGAAGCUGACGCAGUUUCUGGACAACUUUCGGAUCCCAAAACGAAUCCAGCUGCGGGGAAGGACGGGCAGUCGCUGCUGGUGGUGGAGCAGGUUCGGGUGGUGGACCUGGAGGGCAGCCUGAGGGUGGUGUACCCCUCCAAGGCCGACCUGGCCACCGCCGCCCCCCACGUGACCGUCGUCCGCUGACGACCAGGACGCGCCCUACCCAGCAGGUCCCCGUCUGUCGUGCCUGUUCCACAGAGGUUUCUACGUGGUGACACUGUCAUCGUUUUCACCUCCGUAUUCUUUAAGAUGUAUGUAUUCUUUGUUGUGUUUUUCCAGAUGAUUCUGUCGUAAGUGAUGCUGUGUUGUCAUAGUUGGUACCAAACUGAUUUUACUGUUUUUUCACGAAAUUAUCCAAAUACCAGAAUUAACCGUUCAAAAUGUCCUGAAUCGUGUAGACACACACACGGCAAAUAACUCUACUUCAGGAAAGACACUACAGUCAUGCGCCGCGUAGCGAUGUCCCAGUCCAUGAUGGACCACCUGCCCGACGGUGGCCUGUAGGUGGCGAUGGAGCGUGCUGUGUAUGCAAACCCGACGUGUGGCCCUUGAUGCUGGCACUGCAGACCAAGCAGGGGGCGUGGUCAAUAGUCAGUCAUGGUGCUGGGGCAUUCGGUUUUCCAUGUGAAAAAACAUAUAAAUAAAAAUACACACACCGUCGGGUUUGUGUAACUACACGCUGUGGUGGUCACACAACCAUGAACAUUGCUGAGAACAUUUCCGCAUCACGCGACGCACGACUGUAAUUGGUUUGAAUAUCCGGUUACGAACUGGGAAGCUGACUGCUGUGUACUUUCUUGAACUGCACAGUCAUUUUUCUAUAAUGUAGCAUCUUUUUAAAUCAUAUUGUGCCAGUUUGAGCUUGGAAAUGUGCAAGGACACUGUGUUUUCCAGCUUGCAGUGAUCAUAAUCUUUCUACAAAAACAGGUUUUUUUAAUGUGACUUUAGAAUUGGCAGAAUUACUUUUCUUAGAAUUGCUGUUGGAAUGCUGUCGCGGGGGUAGAGACGUUUCGACCCCCAGGCAGGCGGCCCCCAGGUCUGAAGGCCGUAGCAGGACUUCACCCCGGUGCUGUGGGGCUGCACAGAGGUGGGGACUGUCGGGAAGUUUACUCCUUUGCACAGUAGCACCAGUGACAGACAGAACCCCACCUCUAGGUGGACAUGCAGGGUGGUAAGCUGUCAGCAGUUGUCAGCCAGCCGAGGGACAGUGGCAGUCCCGUAGGACAUGUAGGCUUUCAAGCCAAAAAUCAUAGUGUACACAUGCCAAAGGAGUGGUUCUUCAGCAUUUUAUAUUCUAGACAUUUCCACUUUUGUGUGUCUCCAGUCACAGACCACCUGUGUCUUUGCAUGUCUCGUGUGUGUGCCGGAGCACACGCCACACCCUCCCUGGAGGCAGAGUGCGCUUGGGUCCUGAGGACCUGGCCAGCCACAGAGGAGGUGGCUUUCAGUGCCUCACUGCCUUACAAUCUGGCUGCCGUGUGAGAAACUGCCUCUCCCGCUCUUGUUUGUCAAUGACACCAUUCGUCCUCUGUUCAGUGGUCUUUGACCUAAAAGGAUAAUUUUUGUGUUCUGUAGAAAUGACCGAUGAUUUUUUGGAGCAUUUGCAAGAGCUCAGACCAGAGAGGCCAGGGGUCCCAGGCACUGGGCAAACUGACAGUGCGCGAUGGUUUGUCCAGAGCCUGUGAGACACAAGCUGGGCCACCUUGAGACCCCACCCGUCGGUGGGUCACUGCCAGGCCUUCCAUCAGUCCUGCUGGGGGCGCUGCUGAGCUCCACACCCGGCCAGGCUGCAGUGGGUGCGCCGGAUAACAGCUUUGCUCUCUGGUGGUGUCCCCAAACCCACACCGUGUCUGCACGUGUUGGUGGCCCCGGGCUGUCAUUUCCUGACACUCUGUUGGGCAGUCAAGGCUGCCGAUGCUGCAGCUGGUCUGGGGUCGGUAUGCCAGAGGCUGAGGCAGCGUCCCCAGGCCAGGACUCCGCCUGAGCUCGGGGCCUGGGGGCCACAGACAGUGGCUCCAGGGGUCACUCUGGGCUGCUGUGCGGAGGGUCACCCUUUCUCUGCAUGGCCCAGCAUGGGAGGGUGAGAGGCUCUCCUGGCGCCCUGGGACUGAGGGCUCAGCGGCCUCGUUGCAACAGAUGUCACCUUGCUGAUGGGGACAAAGCUGCCAUUUCCUGCCAUGCUCGUUCCUGAUGCAGUGGUUACAUGUUUGAUUUUGGAGACGUAUUUAACUUGCUGCAGAAACCGCUUUGAGUUUCUUCUUCUUUGCCCAUCUGACUCGCUAAUAAAAACAUUUAAUAAUAUCUCA
Messenger RNA from Lemur catta (Ring-tailed lemur), 3948 nucleotides. RefSeq names its product leucine rich repeat containing 47 (gene LRRC47). Lineage: Eukaryota; Metazoa; Chordata; Mammalia; Primates; Lemuridae. Gene Ontology annotation, biological process: phenylalanyl-tRNA aminoacylation. The coding region runs from base 38 to 1786 and encodes 582 amino acids. The transcript has 7 exons. The record is from RefSeq and is a predicted model, not a curated record. Gene Ontology annotation, molecular function: RNA binding; phenylalanine-tRNA ligase activity; protein binding.